Lottia gigantea (owl limpet) is the source of this 282-nucleotide messenger RNA. RefSeq lists its product as hypothetical. The transcript has a single exon. The annotation marks the transcript as partial. The record is from RefSeq and is a predicted model, not a curated record. Lineage: Eukaryota; Metazoa; Mollusca; Gastropoda; Lottiidae.
GUUUGUUACAGGGUAGUGAACUGUUGUUUUGUUUGUUACAGGGUAGUGAACUGUUGUUUUGUUUGUUACAGGGUAGUGUACUGUUGUUUUGUUUGUUACCGGAUGGUGAACUGUUGUUUUGUAUGUUACAGGGUAGUAAACUGUUGUUUUGUUUGUUACAGGGUAGUGAACUGUUGUUUUGUUUGUUACAGGGUAGUGAACUGUUGUUUUGUUUGUUACCGGAUGGUGAACUGUUGUUUUGUUUGUUACAGGGUAGUGAACUGUUUUGUUUUGUUUGUUACA